GGUUCUAGCGUGAACAAGUGUUUUGACUGUUAAAUAUCGCCUGUUCAUUUUUUAAUUAUCUCGAAAUUGGUCUACAACGAAAACAAUAUAAUUUAACAUUUUUUCGCGUGACAAAUGUAGUUGUAGUUUUGAUGAUUUCAAGUGAUAAAGUGGGUGUAAAAUGUUCAAUAAAAAAAGAUCAGAAACGAGAAAAAGUGCAAAGUUCUGCAAAUUGGAGGAGUUGGUUCUGCCGAAUUCUAAAUUAAAAUUUUGUCCCGAUCAAUUGCAAAAUUUAAAUUAUAUCAUUCAAAAAAGAUUGCAAGAAAAAGUUGUACCAGACAAAUCACUGUUGCUUGCAAGAUCUGUAAGCGAGAGACUGGUACAAAGAUUAAUGUGCUGCGCUGGAAUGCUAGACCCCAGAUUUUCUUCAAAAUAUUUAAUUUCUAACAAUCAACAUAAAAAUAUGGCUUUUUCUAACAAACUAGAAUAUAUAAUGAGGUUAGAUUGUUUAUCUUUGCCUACAUUGUACCAAACAGAUCAGAAGCCAAAGUAUUCUAUAACAGAAUCUGAGCCGGAAUAUCCACCAGGUUAUGCAAGAAUCAAAUUGCAUACGUCUACGUAUAAAAUUUGGGGAGAUUUCACAAAUUCUCAAGGAUAUUUACGGAGAGAUAAAGUUCAGGCAAGAGUAGUUGAAUUACUUGCAAUAGCAGCUUCCAAAGACGUUCCAAGUUCUCCUCUGCAUGUAGACGAAUCUGUUUUGUGUGGUAUACCAGGAAAAGUUGUAAAUUCUUUCACACUUUAUAAUCUUUUGAAAAUCCCACCUGAUAAACAUGUCUACUAUGGACCAGGUGGGAAUGUUCCUAGAUUUCCAGAUCCGAGAGAUUUUAGACUGGCUAUCGUAGAUGAACCGAGUGGAAUUCGAUUGAAAAUUGAAUUUUUAUCACCAGCUUUAUCAAAUAUAUCUAUAGAUGUAACGAUACUUGUAGCUAUUGGAGUAGAUACUUGGUCGGCUUCUACGGAUUUUCCAGGGAGAAUAGCCUUAGGACACUCAGAUUGCUUAUUAUAUCACCAAGCAGCAGAGACAGGAACUUAUUUGGUUGGUUUUGGUGUACAUUCUUCAGCUUGGCAAUUACGAGUGCCUGCAGCUGAAGAAGUGAUACUAUCCCAUUAUGGUCCUAAUAGUACUGUUAAAACUAUAUUAGACAUGUUAUAUCUUAUUUUGGAAGAUAUUGAUAGCAAUAGGGGCUCCAAAAGACAUCAAAUUUCCUAUAGAAUUCUAACCAAAUAUAUGCUCUUAACAGUAUUAUUAGAAGAACUUGAAAACUGCUCAAUAAAUCCGAUAACUGAUAUGAUAACGUGGGCUCCAACGUAUUUAUCUACCCAUUUGUUGAGAAUAUUGGAUAAGAUAAUUGCUAAAUUAUUCCAAGAAAAGCAACCGAACUACUUUUUCAAAAAAUCCAACUUAUUGGUCAAUCCUGGUCAUCUAAACGAUGACGAUUUUGUUAUUGAAUCUAAUAACGUCAAAGUUGUUAUUGCUCGACUUUUUGACGAAUCUUUGAUGUCUACUAGAGGAAACGAAGAGUUUCACAGAACAAUACAGGCUUUGGAAAGCGAGAUGAUUCUACUUUAUAAAUGGAAAGAUUUAGUUGAGAGUCUACUUCCUCCGCCUGGAACAAGAGGGAGGAGGUUCUGUUUUGCUGGUUCAAAGAAUCAACGAGAAAUUGUAGACACUCAAUACACAUUAAGGCAGCUAGAGUAUAUUGGAAUGGUACUGAAUAAAAUAUUAAGCAUCAAACAAAAUACUAUGCAGGUGAACCACGCUAUAGAAGAACUUUUGAGCUCCAAAGAUUACCGUCAGGAGCAUCCUCUAGAGGACAUAAUAUUCAUCUUAGUAACAAUAAUGGAUCAGGCACGAGAUCAAUUCUUAACAGCACAAACCAAUCCGGCAAUUUUAAAAAACAGAUUAAAAAUAAAAAGUAAUUAUAACAGCCACACAUCAAAACUAGUAGAUAUUAUGCGAAAAGAUAAAGAAUUAGUAUCUUUAGUAACUUUUGAGGACGAUUUAUCGUUGGUAAGAACCAUCUUGAAAUGGUUAUAUAGAGGAAUGGACCAGAGUAAAAGAUACCUUGGACCAAUUUUAAGACCGUAUUUGAGUAAUAUAUUCUCCACAUCUCACGCCAUCUCUUGGCAUUUGGAGUCUAUCAAAGAAAGAAUGAGCGAGGACGAGCUAACGGCAUUGGGAUCAUUUGGAGAGUUGGUUAAUAGUGGUAAAAUAACCCCAGCACAAGGAUUGAUAGAUUCUGUGAAUAAAAAUUGGACAUGGGCGAAAAGUAUGUUGAAUAUGGUGGAAAAGAAUACACUUAGAGUUAUAUUUAUAUCUGAUAGAGGAAAAGUUUAUAGACAUAUUCUGUCGUUGCCUUCAUAUCAAAAGAAAAAUGUAGAGAGCGGAAGUAAAACUUUGGGAUCUCCUAGCGAAAAAGCGGAAAUUAAGAAACAGAAAACUUUACCAAACAGGAGUUAUUUCAGCUCAAUAUUGAUCGAAAAAUCUAGACCGGAAGAGGAAGAUGCAUUACCACAACACGAAAAUUUGAAAACCACAAGUUCAUAUAGUUUAAUUUUAAAUAAAAAGCACAGAAGAGGAGAGCAUAGAGGCAGUGGAGAUAUAUUCAAAGCCUUAACUUCAAUGCAAAAAUUGAGCUUAUUCCAAGAAGUGGCAUCGAAUUUACCAAAUGAAGAGAGACUAGAACUUCUAGAAUUGAUUCAAAGUAUACAAACGUCUAAAGCUAGACGAUCUGUUGGUAAGAGAUGGUCUGGAACGUUGCCACAAGUUCAUCAAAAAUCAAAAACAAUAUCAAAGGAGUCAUUUCAAAAAUAUACGCAAAAAGAAGAAAGUGCUGGAAUAAGAGUGAAGGACGAAGAACAUUCUAAGAAGAAUGUAGAAUCUGUUAAAAAGACAAGUGAUUUGCUGGCAAGUUGUAGAGCGGCAAGAAUACGCGAAGACAGCGGCGUUUUUUAUUUAAAUGAUAGUUUUAAAAUAAAAUCUUUAUUAAAUAAGAGUGACUCUUUUAAAUAUUAGAUGUUACUUAAAAGUAUGAUACAUUUUGAUAAUUAGGAAUUUAACAUUUAUAUUAAUAUUUUUUAACAAAUUGAGUUUUGAUGUAAAAA
Molecule: messenger RNA, 3144 nt
Organism: Diorhabda sublineata
Lineage: Eukaryota; Metazoa; Arthropoda; Insecta; Coleoptera; Chrysomelidae
Exons: 11
Coding region: 161-3055 (964 amino acids)
Source: RefSeq, a predicted model, not a curated record